This is a messenger RNA of Callorhinchus milii (elephant shark), 2057 nucleotides long. RefSeq names its product la-related protein 6-like. Gene Ontology annotation, biological process: RNA processing. The record is from RefSeq and is a predicted model, not a curated record. The transcript is spliced from 7 exons. NCBI's taxonomy places the organism in Eukaryota, Metazoa, Chordata, Chondrichthyes, Chimaeriformes, Callorhinchidae. Gene Ontology annotation, cellular component: nucleus. The coding region runs from base 1 to 1977 and encodes 658 amino acids. Gene Ontology annotation, molecular function: mRNA binding.
AUGAAAAAGUGCCGUUGGUGUGACAUCAUUUUCAACAGCAGAACCAGGGAGACAUCGACAAACAAGGAACUCGAGUGUCUGCAAAUCAGGAAGCUCCAGCUGAGAGGAGCUGAGCUGGAAGCCGAGGUGCAGACAUUGCGCUCCAUCAAGGACAGUGAGGGGUUCCUGGACAGUGUGAUGGAGGAAACCAUCACUCCCCUGGGGCUCGGGAGAUGCUUGCAUCGGGUUAAUGGUCAGGAACAGGAUAGUUUUAUCAGUCCAGCAGAUAAUGAGACCCCUGAGAGAGUGGUGAUGGAGCCUUGGGCUUCAAACUUGUACAACGGAUGUGAGGAUUUGAUGGACCAGACACUUCAGGAGAUGGUCACCCCACAGUCACCGGGGGUUCAGAGGAGUGUUGAUAUCUCCAGGGAGGACAGUAAAAACAGAUUGGUUGAACAGCGGGACAUAGAAUGGGUGGAUAAAAUUCUUCAGGAGGAAAGGGAACAUCCAGAAGUGGUGAUCCAGGUUGUGAUCCAUGAUAUUGAGGCUGUUGCCAUGUCCUUGAGCUCUCCAGCCCUGCAACUGGGGUCUCCAGCGUCCCGCAGUUCCCCGGUGGAGGUCCGAGGGGAUGGGCGCCCGCCACGAUUCCGCAGGAGGGUCAGCAGUGCAGAGACCGAGGACAUUCAGAGCAACAGUGAUCAGCAAAAUUCCUAUGACCAGAAUGAGACCAACGAUGAUUCCCUGGAAUAUAAUGAAUGGAUCCCCCCAGAGUCCAGCACCAUCCAGAAAAUUAUCUCCCAGAUUGAGUUCUAUCUCUCUGACGACAAUCUUGCCGUAGACAGCUUUUUACUGAAACACAUGAAGAGGAAUAAAAUGGGUUACAUCAGCAUUAAGCUUCUCACCUCAUUCAAAAAGGUGAAGUGUUUAACUAAGGACUGGAAGGUAACUAGUUAUGCUCUUAAUCAUUCCAAAUUACUGGAGGUAAAUCAAGAGGGAACAAAGGUUCGGCGUAAAAAUGCCAUCCCCGAGGCUCUCCUCGCUGUCUCCCCCAGUAAGCGUGUGCUGGCCUGGAACCUGCACAAGGCAGCGUCGGAAGGUGAUGGGCCAACACAGAACCAAAGCAAUGUCAUGGAGACGGCCAUGAAGAUUUUUGCUGCUUUUGGUGCAAUCAGCUUUGUACGCGUCUUGCAACCAGGCAGGGAAAUUCCCGCUGAACUGAAAAAAUACACUUUUAAGUAUCCGGAGGUGGGGACCAAGGUUUGUGUGCUUGUGGAGUACGAAUGCUAUGAAGGGGCCAAAAAUGCCUAUGAGGAACUGGGCCAGAAACGCUGCAGAAAAGGGGAGGAUCUGAAGGUCGUCAUACUGACGGGGAGAGGAACCAAAAAAAUCCAAGCAGAUCACAGUGAAUUGGAAGACUUGAAACCAAAAAAGCCAUCAAGAAGACUCACCAAGAUUGAGAGGUUGCAGUAUGCUGUGGAGGAGACGGCCAUCUACAGCUCUUCUGAAUCUGAUGGAGCUGGUUCCCCUGCCUCGGUUCAGAGAUACCUUCAGUCCAAGUUGAGUGAUUCCUAUAAUUCCACACCCAGUCCCAGCACAGCUUGUAGCUCUCAUUCCUGGAGCGACCACCACUGCAGCCCUGGGGGUUCUCGCAGAAGCCUGGGAGCUCACAAUCCUUCACCCCUAACCACAGACCUGGUUGGGCCAGGAAUAUGGUCAAGUCCAGGCACAAGUCCCGAAUUCACCAGGAAAUUCCAUGACUACUCCUCUGACAGUGGAAACUGCUCUGGCUGUAGCCCGUGGGUACAUCGCCGCCGUAUGGCUGCCGGUCAUGCCACUGCUCUGGAAACCGGCCAAACACCAUUUAGACUGUCCAUGGGUAAGAAGCCUCCAAACAGCAUUGGCCUCCCUCCUGGGGUGGCUCGGCUGCCCAUUGGACCAGAUGGCACCAGAGGGUUUUACAACAGCAUUGGCAGAGGGAGAGUGGUUCUGAGGCAUUGAACUGUUGUAACUGAUACCUUUCACUGUUGGACCAUCCCCAAAGAGAAAAUGUGUGCAUUCACUUCUAUCUUUGUUUCAAA